GUAUCCAUGGCAACAGUUUUUCUGUAUAAAUUUAUCCGUCUCGCGGGUCGGUGUUCAUAGAAAAAUGUUAAAAAUUUAUUGAGUGUAAUUUUCAAUGAUAUUUUUAUAUCUUCCUCCCUCUUUUUUUUUUAAUACACAACAACACGAUUUGCCAUUCCCGGAAAUGCGAGAUCGCCCGUGCAAUUAAAAUUCCCAGUGUAUCGUCAUCGGAAUAUAUUAUCAUAACGUCAGCGGGCACCGACCAUAGCGACCGAGAAGCAUCUUCCGGGAGUUCCCCGUGAGAUGAGACCAUCCGAACGACCUAGCCAUGACUCCCAGAAAAUCGCCAAGGAUCGAGGCCCUAGUGGUGAACGCGAUAAAGAGGCUGCAAGACAUGCAAGGGUCCACGUCUAAGGAGAUCAGCAAUUACAUAUCGCAGGAAUACAAUGUACCAGCACCAAAGGUCAGGAAGCAUGUCAACAUUGCCCUACGCCGUGGACUCUCCUUCGGGGUCCUGCAUCGGUCUAAGGGGGGUUACUACAGAUGCGGCGAUCAAGACAUCAGGAACGGCCCAAUGGACGCCGUGGAGGACAUCGUCCUGAAGCGCGGGCGCCGAGGGUGCAAGCGUCACUCCCGGCGUCGUAGACGAAAGAGACGUAGCCGUCAUGGCCGCUGCAAGUCCCGCCGAAGAAGACGUAGAAAGUCGUGCAGAAGACCCCGCCGAAGGUCCUGCAGAAGACCGCGCCGUCAUCGCAGGAGAUGUAAGUCCAAGAGUAGACGCAGGAGGAGACGCAGGAAGAUGGGAAGAUGCUGCGACGGGGAUGCCGGAGACAGGGUGACCUUCUCCGGGAGACGAGGUCCGCGAAACGACAGCUUCAGGGGGGACAUCAACGGGAGCGAACGAUCCUCCGGGUCGGAUCUGUCCGGCGGGAGACGUGCGGAUGAGGUUGCACCUGGUCAGGACUUUUCGCCGUCCUCGGGUAAUUGUCUGGACUGAACGUCGAUAUCAUCGGUCCCUGUUAUACCGACGCGCAAAGCCGUGAAUGAAUGUAUCGUGAAACUUUGACAUUGUUUUUUAUUCCACGUAAAAAAAAAAAAAUUAAUAAAUUCACGUCUCAUUUGUUUUAUACAAAA
Molecule: messenger RNA, 1113 nt
Organism: Cephus cinctus (wheat stem sawfly)
Lineage: Eukaryota; Metazoa; Arthropoda; Insecta; Hymenoptera; Cephidae
Product: histone H5
Exons: 3
Coding region: 308-976 (222 amino acids)
Biological process (GO): nucleosome assembly
Cellular component (GO): nucleosome
Molecular function (GO): DNA binding
Source: RefSeq, a predicted model, not a curated record